This is a messenger RNA of Chiloscyllium plagiosum (whitespotted bambooshark), 2602 nucleotides long. Its product is annotated as cysteine/serine-rich nuclear protein 2-like. Gene Ontology annotation, molecular function: DNA-binding transcription factor activity, RNA polymerase II-specific; sequence-specific DNA binding. Gene Ontology annotation, biological process: regulation of transcription by RNA polymerase II. NCBI's taxonomy places the organism in Eukaryota, Metazoa, Chordata, Chondrichthyes, Orectolobiformes, Hemiscylliidae. The record is from RefSeq and is a predicted model, not a curated record. Gene Ontology annotation, cellular component: nucleus.
GAACGCUGAGUCUAUUGUUAUAGACAGGUCGGUACAUUGUAACUGGUUAGAGCAAGGGUUGCGGUAAGUCAGUUUCACCAACUUAGUUACCUUCUUUCGCACCCUUACCUCUCCCCUCGCCGCCCAAGCCAUCGCCUGCCAACCCUUUCCAUCUGAUCGCAGCAAACCCAAGCACACCCACCGGUCAAAAACGAACACUUUCAUUAACACGAAUCUGUUUGGGAAAAGGGUUGAUUGCAUAUUGUAUGAAAAGCUGUUGUGGAGGAAAAAAAAGGACUCGCCCAGUCAAGCGCCAUUUAAAUCCCUGUACAGCACUUAAAUAGGAGGGAAGCUGCCGGUUAUAAUCUACAUUUCAGGAGUCCCUGAUGACGACUACUUCAAUGCGUGGUUUACAGACAUUGCUGAGCCUGGUCGUGUGAGGGAGUUGAAUAAACAACUGUUGAGCUGCAGGCAUGAAAUCAGUGGCAGCUGACAUUCUGAAGCUUAGUGAUGUCUCUGUCCAGGUUGCUCGAUGUCACCAGCAUUGGCUAAGAAAAUGGGUGACUUGACAGGUAAGAAAUGGAGAUGGCUGUCAGCAUAAAGCGCAAAUUUGAAGAGGUGGAUGGUUCGUCAUUGUGUUCUUCACCCAAGGAAUCCGAUGAUGACAUUUCCAGCAGUGACAGUGCAGACAGCUGUGACAGCGUCAACCCUCCCACCUCCAGGGAGCUGAGCCCAACUUCAAUCUUGAAGAAGCAGAAGCGGCUGAGAGUAAAGAAUGUUCGUUUUGACCAGGUCACUGUCUACUACUUCACACGCCGCCAAGGGUUCACCAGUGUGCCGAGCCAGGGAGGCAGUUCCCUGGGCAUGGCCAGGCGCCACAACUGCAUCCGCAGGUACACGCUGUGUGAGUUUGCGCAGGAGCAGGAACACCUUCACCGGGAAAUGCUCCGUGACCAUCUGAAGGAGGAGAAGCUCAACGUGCGAAAAAUGAAGUUGACAAAGAACGGUACAGUUGAGUCGGAGGAAGCCAAUGUACUCACCAUUGAUGACGUUUCUGACGAUGACAUUGAUGUGGACAGUAUUGAGGUAGAUGACUAUUUCUUUUUACAACCACUACCCACAAAAAGGCGAAGAGCUUUAUUACGUGCAUCAGGCGUCAACAGGAUUGAUACCGAGGAAAAGCAUGAGCUGCGAGCCAUUCGCUCGUCCAGGGAGGAAUGCGGGUGCGACUGUAGGUUUUACUGUGAUCCUGAAGUGUGCCCCUGUAGCAAAGCGGGAAUCAAAUGCCAGGUGGACAGGAUGUCUUUUCCCUGUGGGUGCUCCAAAGAUGGAUGCGCUAAUGCGGCUGGCCGGAUUGAAUUUAACCCCAUCCGCGUACGGACUCAUUACUUGCACACUAUCAUGAAGCUGGAACUGGAGAACAAACAGCAGGACCAUCAUCAGCAGCCAUUGCCUGCCAUUUCCCAUUGCUCCAAUGAUAGACAUACAGAAGUACAAGACUAUCAGGAAUUUACUGCAGAAAAUUAUGAUUUGGAGAAUGAAACUGCGGUCAUGCACUUACAGUCUGCUGAGGAGAUGGACAGGAAAAAGGAAGAGGAGGAUGAUUUAACCAGUUCUAGUGUAACCAUGGAUACCAGUGUAGACAGCCUUGAAGUUUGUAUAUUAGGAGAUCCUGUGGCUGGACCUGAUGAAGCCUGUGAAGGGCUAGCAACGCCUGUUGUGAUUCAAGCGGAAGUGACUCCUGUUUCUCCUGUGUUGUGUUUUGCUGCUAGCACUGUUCAAGAUAACUCAACACCUGAGGAACAGACAUAUUUAACCAACCCCACAGUGUUAUAUUAUCAAAUCGACCAGAGCUGUUCUGUAGGUGUGAACUGCAGUGAUAGGGAGGCGAAUUAUGUGGAUGCAGGAUUAGAAUCCAAUUGCAGUAAGGAAAACGCUGUCGAAAAUUUAAUUGCUGCUACCAAUUGCUCAUUGUCAUCAUACGUGUCUGUCACAGAGCACUUUUCUGAAAACACAGGAACCUCUAAAUACAGUGAUGUACAAUUUCUCUCAAUGGAAGAUGGUAAUUCCUCAGUAAAUGUUGGUUCUAAUGUAUACACUGAAAGUACUAAACAGGAGUUCCAGCUGCAUUCAAAGCUUCAAAAUGGCAUCCCCAGGGCCCCUGAUGGUGACCUUUGUACGCCUGAGCCGACUGUGGAGAAUGUGUGUUCCCAGUCUGAAGGUCAGAGGUCCCCAGAGGAAGCCCCUGCAGCAAACUCCGUAACGAUGUAAUGCAUUUUUGCAGCUAGUUUGCACAAUUUCCUCUGGCUUUUUGCUGAUUUAAAUGUCUAUUUAUUUAGGAUGUUUUUGUAGUAAAACAAAAAAAAAUUAAAAAAAAAUCUUGUAGCUGGAGACUGAAAUUAGGGCUUUAAAUUUGGCAAAGCAUGUUCAGAUCAGAAAAAAACCCCACAUCUUUCUGGUGAUGAACCUAACUGACACAGGAGAUGGAAGUAGGAAAUAAUUUUAGGAUACAGCAGUUUGACUCUGUCACAAAAACUAGAAAUUAAUGUUAAAAUGUUAACUUUUUUUAAAUGUUUAAUUUUUUUACGCUAUGACUACCCCUUUGUCGCAGAAACAUAUGCAC